AUGUCCAUUCCACCAUUCAAAGUAAAGGCGAUAUUUGAAUAUACGUCACCGCAUGAAGAUGAUCUUCACUUUCCGAAUGGUCAAAUUAUCACCGUGACGGAGGAGGAAGAUGCAGAUUGGUAUGCUGGAGAAUAUGUUGAUACAUCAGGAGUCAAACAAGAAGGUAUCUUCCCACGAAAUUUUGUGGAAAAGUAUGAGCCUACGGCACCACCAAGACCUACGCGUGUCCAUCGAGCAAAGAAGGAGUCGGAAUCAGCUCCUGCUGCUGUCGCUGCCGAACCAGUGAGAGAACCAGAACCACAGCCUGAACCCGAAGCACAACCUGAAGAGGUUCCCGAAGCUCCUGUUGUACAAGAGAGACAACUUCCUCUUCCUACUCAACCGGCUCCACAGGCUAAAGUUCCAAAACCCGCCUCCCCGCCUCCACUUUCAACACCGGCAGCUACAAGACCAGCUCCAAGUCAAAAACCAACUUCUCCUGUCAGUGAAAAGCCAAGCGGUGGGUCAUUUCGGGAUCGUAUUGCAGCUUUUAACAAAGCUGCUCCUCCGCCAGCUCCAUUUAAACCCACGGGUUUUAGUUCUGGAAGUUCGAAUAAUUUCAUCAAAAAGCCAUUUGUUGCCCCACCUCCAAGAAAAGAUGCUUAUGUUCCUACACCUCAGUCCCAUGAAACUACCGAAGAGGGUGAUACUGCUAGCUUAGAACGACCGGACACGGGGGAUAGGCCAGGAAGCAUUUCAAUGGAUUCCAUAAGGGAAGAAGGAAGUGCACUACCACGAAGAACCAAAUCAUCUCGUGGGCCUAUUCCUUCAAUUGAUGAUGGUAAUGAAGCGGAUAUGUCUGGAGCUGCUGAAACUGCGGAAGAAUUGGAAGAUACUGGGAAGGAUGAUAGCGACGACAAACCUAGAGCCAAGCAUCCUCAGCCCCCUGUAGACGCAAAGAAGAAUUACGAGCGGCGAAUGGCAAAAAUGAGUGGUGGUAUGGGUAUGUAUGUAGCUAGCGCGCCACCUGUACCAAUGAUUCCUCUGCCUGGUAUGUUUAGAGUUCAAAGUCCUGAUGAGGCAGGAAAACAAGCAGAUGCGGAAGAUGAGAAGAGGCCAGUCUCAUCUUCGCGUCCUGCUGAUGUAGUACCGGAUGUUGAGGAUGUUGUACCUGAAAAGGAAGAUGAAUCGGUCCCGCCACCAGUACCGUCUCACGAGAUUGGUGUGCCACCCCCGAUUCCAGGUGGACGACCAGCCCCUCCGCCUGUUCCAGCUGAUUCUCGACCUGUUCCUGCACCUCCUCCAGCCUUAUUGUCUCCAGGUGCCGGUUAUGAAUCUGAUGAUGAAAUGACUGAAAAGAUUCCUUUGACCACUACAAGUGCUGAACCACCUCAAGCUCCUCCUCGGCCUUUUGAGGCACCUGGUUCCCCACGAUCACCACCUACUAGAAGAGCUUCAUACUUUAGUCCUGAUCAAUCGCCGCGGUCUCCUGAGACUCUGGGUGGUAGGCGUGGCAGUAGGGUCCCACCCAUUCCAGCAGGUAUUCCUACUCCAGCGUUACAUACUCGAGCCCCUCCGCCACCUCCACCUGGGGGUGGAUUAAGCCGAUCUUCAACUGGUGAUCAAGAUGUCGUUCCUCACUCAAAUCCACCUCCUGUACCUGUGGAUGAUGAGAAAGAAGAUGAAUAUGAGGGUGAUUAUGAUACCGAUAUUGCUUCUGCGGUACACCAUAAAGAAGCUUUGAAGCAUACUAAAGAAGCAAGUGUUGAUGAUAACGCUCUUCGAUCUCCACUUGCUUCUCCAACUUUUGCUCCUCCUCCCCUUCCUCCACCUACGGCUCCGAAAGCCGUACCACCACCAUUGCCAUCACAGCCACCUCCUCGUCCAUCAGCAGACAUUCCUAGAGUGGCUCCACCAGCUCCACCACCGCCACCACCUGGGAGGGCACCAGCUCCAUGGGAACCUGAGGAUAAUGAAUUUGAUCCUUAUAAUAAUUCAGCAGCGGCAAGCGCUCCAGUUCAGGUUGCUCCAGCUACACCAAAAAUGGAACCUGUUGAAGAUGAUUUGUAUUCAGCUUCCCCACCAAGAUCAUUUGCCUCACCUAAACAAGGUCGAGCUCCACCUCCACCUCCAAAUAAGCCUGCAAUUAGACAAUCUUUGGAUCUCAAUCGUGCUGCUAUUACUGGUGCAAGAAGAUCUGUGGAUUUAAAUAGAAUGUCUAUGGAUCCUGGUUUUAUGGCCAAUGAUGUUGAUUUGGCGGUUGGUAGCCAAUGGUGGACUGUUAAGAAAAGUCUCCCACCUGUUUUUCAAGCUAGGAAGGACAUCUUGACAGAAUCGGAAGAUACGUCAUCAAUUUCUGAUACGAAUCAACCUGUUGUCACAAGGGAACUUUUUGUCUUAUUUCAUGAUUACUCUCAAACAAUCAUCGCAGCUCAAUACAAUCCAAAGGAUCCUUCAGAAUGUCAACUUGAACAAAAACAUGAAGCACCGCCUGCUCGUUUACGUCAAGAUCAAUUGGAAGACGCUCAUGAACGUUUUGGUAAACGUGUCAUUGAAGCAGUAAGUGUUAGACAAAAUACUAUUGUGGGUGAUGGUACUCCUCAAGGAUUAAUUCUUGAAUUGUUAAAACCAUUGGCUGGUGUUCUUAUGCCAGUAGGAACUCGCGCAUAUGGUGCCCUUGUCUAUAGUAAUAUGGCAAAUGCAUCAACUCAACAAUUUGAUGAAAUUCGACCUGGUGAUAUUGUCACAUUGAGAAAUACUAGAUUUCAAGGAAAACAUGGAUCCAUGCAUACGAAGUAUGCAGCAGAGGUUGGUAAACCCGAUCACAUGGGAGUAGUAGCUGAAUGGGAUGGGACAAAGAAAAAGCUACGCGCUUGGGAACAGGGACGAGAGAGUAAGAAGGUUAAGUUGGAGAGUUUUAAGUUGGAUGAUUUGAGGAGUGGUGAGGUGAAGAUUUGGAGGGUUAUGCCUAGAAGUUGGGUUGGUUGGGGUGAGGGAAAUUGA
Messenger RNA from Sclerotinia sclerotiorum 1980 UF-70, 2982 nucleotides. RefSeq lists its product as hypothetical. Lineage: Eukaryota; Fungi; Ascomycota; Leotiomycetes; Helotiales; Sclerotiniaceae. Gene Ontology annotation, cellular component: ESCRT-0 complex. Gene Ontology annotation, biological process: protein transport to vacuole involved in ubiquitin-dependent protein catabolic process via the multivesicular body sorting pathway. The transcript has 6 exons. Gene Ontology annotation, molecular function: protein binding. The record is from RefSeq and is a predicted model, not a curated record. The coding region runs from base 1 to 2982 and encodes 993 amino acids.